Messenger RNA from Marchantia polymorpha subsp. ruderalis, 1506 nucleotides. The record is from the annotation of a GenBank genome assembly. NCBI's taxonomy places the organism in Eukaryota, Viridiplantae, Streptophyta, Marchantiopsida, Marchantiales, Marchantiaceae.
GCGAAGUGAGGAAAAAAAGGGAACAGAAGGCGAAGGAAGGCACUGAAGGGAACAGAGAGGCUGGUGCGGGUUUUCUUCGGAGGGAAGUCGAACACUGCCCUAAUUCGUCGGUUCUUCCCCUCGCUCGCGACAAGGAACGACGAGAAGGAAAGAACGGAGUGAGAAUUACAGACGAUCCGGACGCAAGGAUCCAUUAGGCGUUUUCUCGAAUUUGAAAUCGAUUGACGACCAACUUAAGCAUCAUGAGUAGAGGAACCGGUGCGGGGUAUGAUCGCCACAUUACUAUCUUCUCCCCGGAAGGUCGUCUUUACCAAGUCGAGUAUGCGUUUAAGGCGGUAAAGGCCGCAGGUAUCACCUCCAUAGGAGUCCGUGGAAAGGAUUCCGUAUGUGUCGUGACUCAGAAGAAAGUCCCAGACAAACUGCUUGAUCGCACCAGUGUGUCUCAUCUCUUUCCAAUCACUAAGUUCAUUGGGCUUCUAGCCACGGGCAUGACAGCGGACGCAAGGUCGUUGGUGCAGCAUGCUCGAAACGAGGCCGCCGAGUUUAAAUUCAAAAUGGGUUACGAGGUUCCCGUCGACUAUUUAGCAAAGAGGUUAGCAGAUAAGUCACAAGUGUAUACUCAACAUGCGUACAUGAGACCUCUUGGAGUUGCGGCCAUGCUGAUUGGUAUCGAUGACGAGUUGGGGCCCCAGCUAUACAAGUGUGAUCCAGCUGGACAUUUUGUUGGUUACAAGGCAACUAGCUCCGGUUUGAAAGAACAAGAAGCAGUUAAUUUCUUGGAAAAGAAGAUGAAAAAUGAUCCCAAGUUGACCUACGACGAGACUGUUCAGACUGCAAUCACAGCCUUGCAAUCCAUUCUCUUGGAAGACUUCAAGCCAACGGAGAUCGAGGUCGGCGUUGUUAGUCAGGAUGAUACGAACUUUCGAGUUUUGUCAACCACGGAAAUUGACCACCAUUUGACUGCAAUCAGUGAACGCGAUUGAGGAAACAUUUCAGUCUCUUGGAUUUUGCUCGUUAGGACUUUUGCAGUUGUCACUAAAGACACUUCAUUCAAUCCAUCUAUUCCAAUGUCUGUGUGGUCGUUGCAUGGUUGGGAUCGAGCCUAAGAAAUAGCACUUCACCGCACUUGCCCUUCUCACUUGUACAGCAACCUCUACUUUGUCUCACUAUUUGUAGGGGUGUACUUCGUCCGCAGAGAUUUUAGGGGACAUUGUGAAAAUAGGACUUUCUUUAGAGGCAAGCAAGCAAAGUAUAUUGUAUUGGAAGUUGGUGGGUCUGUCCAACUCAGCGAGUCUUUAAAGAAUGAUUUGGGUACAACAAGCGCAUGCCAUCUGACUUUUGCGUCUCUCAGCUCGCUAUUGCCCAACUGGUGACUUCAGCCGAUAGCAGUAGACGUUCCCUUAAAUGCGCUGCCUCAUACGGGCUGGGACAGUACUUUAUACUUACCUACAACGUGUAAAUGCAGUACGUGGUGUAAGAAUUUUGAUGAUGGGCGAGUUUGUACGC